AUGCAGGAUGACUGCAUUUUUGAUAUUUAUUUACAGAAAGAGCAUAUACCAGAAGGAUUUUUCAUGUACCUUCUUAAUGAAAAGACAGGUUACAACUGUGAUGAUAAUUUGGGGCCCAAUUUACAAUUUGUUCAUAUAAUAAAGUUCUCCCAGAAAAAUGAAAAUUCCAAAGGAUUGCCAAUCAGAAGGUUCCAGCAUGUGCUGGCAUUGAUUUUUGCCUUGGAAGAUAUUAACCAUAACUCCAAGCUACUUCACAAUAUGUCAUUGCAAUUGCAUUCCAUUUCUAAGAUUUGUCGGAGUUUUUCAGUAUUUGGUAUUGAAGAUGAAUUUGCAAAUCUCAUGAAUGAUGCUCCGAACUAUAUGUGUGAACAGAAAGUAUGUCAGAUAGCACUUAUAGGACCCUCAUGGGCAGGAUCUGCCAGACUAGGACCACUCAUGCAACUCUAUGUAAGGCCACAGGUUACUUUCUUUAGAUUUCAUCCUACACUAAGUGACCGGGAGAAGUUUCCUUAUCUUUAUCAGGUGGCCCCCAAGGAUACAAACCUGCCCCUUGCCAUGGUUUCCUUGAUGCUUCAUUUCAUCUGGACAUGGGUGGAGCUGUUCAUCUCAGAUGAUGACCAAGGCUUUCAAUUUCUCUCUAACUUGAGAGUAGAAAUGCAGAGAUAUGGUAUCUGUUUAGCAUAUGUGAAUAUGAUCCCUUGGUUUUCAAAGCACAGCUUUGACAUAGACAUGGAUGAAGAGUUUUACAACAUCUACAAUGCUGUGUAUGCUGUGGCCCAUGACCUCCAUGAAAUGAUUCUUCAACAAGUAGAUUCUCAGAGGAUAGGAAAUGAGUUUAUGAAAUAUGUUUCAUGCACUCAGCUGCCUUCACUGUGCAGUGUGCCGUGCCGUCCUGGGUUCAAGAAAUCCCGUAAGGAGGGACAAGCAGCCUGCUGCUUCUAUUGCUAUUGGUGCCCAAAAAAUGAUAUUUCCAAUGAGACAGACAUGGAGCAGUGUGUGAAGUGUCCAGGUGACCAGUAUACCAAUGUACAGCAAACCCACUGCCUGCAGAAAUCUGUGAGCUACUUGUCUUAUGAAGACCCCUUAGGGAUGACACUUGCCUGCCUGGUACUCACAGUUCUUGUUCUUGGGGUGUUUUGGAAGCACCAAGACACUCCCAUCGUGAGGGCCAAUAACCGCACCCUCAGCUACAUCUUGCUCAUCUCCCUCAACUGCUGUUAUCUCUGCUCCUCACUCUUCAUUGGACGUUCCAACACUGUUACCUGCAUCCGGCAGGAGAUCACAUUUGGAGUUCUCUUCACUGUGGCUGUUUCCACUGUCUUGGCCAAAACAGUUACUGUGGUCCUGGCCUUCAAGGUCACCACCCCAGGAAGAAGGAUGAGGGGGCUAUUGGUAUCAGGAGCACCUAACUUCAUCAUUCCCACCUGCACCCUGGUCCAAAUUACUCUCUGUGCAGUGUGGCUCAGAACGUCUCCUCUCUUUAUUGACACUGAUGCACAAUCUAAAUAUGAACACCUCAUCAUCAUCUGCAACAAGGACUCAGUCACUGCCUUCUACUGUGUCCUGGGAUACCUGGGCUCUCUGGCCAUAGUGAGCUUCACUGUGGCUUUCUUGGCCAGGAACCUGCCUGACACCUUCAAUGAAGCCAAGUUCCUGACCUUCAGCAUGCUGGUGUUCUGCAGUGUGUGGGUCACCUUCCUCCCUGUCUACCAAAGCAGCCAAGGGAAAUUCAUGGUGGCUGUGGAAGUCUUUUCAAUCCAGGCCUCCAGUGCUGGGUUACUGGGCUGCAUUUUUGUCCCCAAGUGCUACAUUAUUUUGCUACAACCAGAUAGAAAUUCUCUUCACAAGGUCACAUGUAAAAUCAAUUCU
Jaculus jaculus (lesser Egyptian jerboa) is the source of this 1869-nucleotide messenger RNA. RefSeq names its product vomeronasal type-2 receptor 116-like. NCBI's taxonomy places the organism in Eukaryota, Metazoa, Chordata, Mammalia, Rodentia, Dipodidae. The annotation marks the transcript as partial. Gene Ontology annotation, cellular component: membrane. The transcript is spliced from 7 exons. Gene Ontology annotation, molecular function: G protein-coupled receptor activity. Gene Ontology annotation, biological process: G protein-coupled receptor signaling pathway. The record is from RefSeq and is a predicted model, not a curated record.